AUGGCUUCCUACAAAUCAACUCUUCGCUUUUGCCCUGGUUGCAACAACUCCAACUGGAUGAUGAGCAAAAACGAGAAGAUGGAACUCGUCUUCACGUGCAAAGUUUGUGAGAGCAUGGAAGUUGUCCCCAUGGACGGGCAGGCGGAAUCAGGCAACAAGCGACGGAUUGACGAUCUAUGCGUCUUUCGCCAUGAUGUGCUGUUUGUCGCCAAGGAAUCUAUCAUUGUCAUGCCGGACGUCAUCCAUGAUCCUACGCUGCCUCGAGUCUACGAUUAUGAUUGUCACAUUUGUGGACACCAUGAGGCCGUUUUUUACCGCCUAUCAGAGACCAUUGUGAGUGAUGCGAUGGCCAUCAUCUAUGUUUGCUGUAAGUGUUCUAACUGGAGAACUGAGGGAAGAGAGGUCCAGUAUUCAGUGCCACAAGGACAUGAUCGCCAUGGUGGAGCAGAAGAGAAGAUCGAAAAGCUUGAGCUCGGCGACAAAAGCUGA
Molecule: messenger RNA, 489 nt
Organism: Symbiodinium pilosum
Lineage: Eukaryota; Dinophyceae; Suessiales; Symbiodiniaceae
Source: the annotation of a GenBank genome assembly